ACUUUGCUCCGCUUUCUCCCCCCCCUCCCGGCUGUCCCCAAGCACGUGACUUCCGACUCCACCUCCCUCCCUCUCUCCUCCCUCUCUCCCUGCCUCCGGAGCGUUCUCGACUGGCCACAAAGUAACCCUCUCGCUUCCUUUGCAGGUCGUAAUGGGAAGAGGCGAUAGAGGAAGGCUGGUGUUGGAAGGGCUGAAAGGCCUUUUUCUCCCACCUCCUUAAUCCGGAUCCCUCAAUGCGGAUCCCCUCCCCUUCCUUUAAUCCGGAUCGACCGGCGGGAGGGGAAGCAAGGAAAGAGUUACUUGGGCUACUCAGAAGCCGCGGUGCGGAGACUCCAACUCGCUCUGAAGUGACCCUCGGCCUCUUCUCCCCGCCCUGGGCAUGCCCCCUCCAAUUGCCCCGGCCUAGGAUGGAGCGGGGGUCUCCCCGGCUCCCCUUAGCCCAGCCGCCCCAGACCCCCGGGUGGGCUAGCCAGGCCAAAGGAAGGCCCGCUCCGCCAGUUCUUCUUCCGGGCCGGCGCCCGAACCGCCUUGGUCCUUCCCCAUGGUGCAGCUGCUAGCCCUGGUGUGGCGGAGGCUGCUUCGGAAGCGAUGGGUCCUGGGGGUCGUCUUCGGGCUCUCCCUCAUCUAUUUCAUCAGCAGCACCUUCAAGCAGGAAGAGCGAGCCAUUCGAGAUCGGAACCUCCUCCAAGUGCAAGAUGAAGACCACCCGAUUGCGUGGAAGGUGCAGUUCAACUCCGGGAAUGUUAGUCAGCUGAAUAACCAGUGCCGGAACUCAGUCCAGGGAAAGCUGCUGAUCACGGAUGAGUUGGGUUACAUCUGCAAAAGAAAAGACUUGCUGGCGAAUGGCUGCUGCAACAUCAAGGCCCCCAGCACAAAGCUAUACAGCUGCGACAGCUGCCUGCCCAGCGGAUGCUGCAGCAUAUACGAGGCCUGUGUCUCCUGCUGCUUACAGCCCAACAAGCAACAGCUCCUGGAGCAUUUUCUAAACCGAGCAGCAGUAGCCUUCCGGAACCUCUUCAUGGCCGUGGAAGAUCACUUUGAGUUGUGCCUGGCCAAGUGCAGGACCUCAUCGCAGAGUGUCCAGCAUGAGAACACCUACCGCAACCCCAUUGCGAAAUAUUGCUAUGGCGAGUAUCCCCCAGAUCUCCUGCCUGUGUGAAAGCAGUGAAGAAACCGGUGGUGAUGAGAGACUAGAGGCACUAACGAGAUGGAAAAAUGGCGCUGCGUGGAUGCUUCGACAUAGACCUGCUUUCAUGCUGCGGCGUCCAACUUCAGCCUUGCAAAAAAGAGCCUCUCUGCACUCGUAAGCCUGCUGCCUUCUCCCUGCAGGCGGAAGGUGAGGGGAGAAUGAUGGAGAUCUUCCACUGACUGGCGCCCAAGAACUGUGUUCAGGCACUGCAUCGUGGGGCCAGUUAGUCAUGCCCCAUUUGGAGAUACAUACAUAAUAGAUAUACUUAACAUCUAUAUACUUAUCUCUGUGUAGCCCAUGGACCUUUGUCUUUCUUUUUUGCGGGGGGCCUGAUGAACGAACGCAGCUGUGAAGAGAGAUGGCGAUCCCUUAAUUGGGAGAAGAAUGACUGGCUCCUUCUGGGGGAAGGCUUCUCCUGUAUCCUUGAUGCAAACUGUACUUUGUAAAUAUGUAUUAUUUAUUGGGGUAAUAUGGCUCAAAAUGUAUUGGAGGUUCCAGAACCUAGUGCCAAGAGGGAGUCCGUGUUAGUCUAAGAUGGGAUACAGGAAAUGCAUUCAAAUUUUCCCCAGACUUUUCUUUGCAAGGGCUCAAAUCUUUGCAAUGAUUAGCCUGUUGCUUGCUAGCAGAGCGCAUGACAGGGGUAUUGCCAGGCUUGCUGGCUUUGCAAGGUUUUGGAGCCUGCUGCUGAACAGAGCAGAGGUUUUCUCUGCAAAUUAGGAGUGGGGAGCCUCCAGCCCGUGGGCCUACUUAGGCCCAGCAGACCUCCCCAUUUGAUGGUUUCAGCCAAGCCAUGCCCACCUGACAUUAACUCGACAUCCCAUAAAGCUGCGGCUGGCACGAAAGGGGAUUUGCAGGCACUGCCGAUCAGCUGAACAGUGAAACUUGCAAAACUGUGCUUGUGGCUUUGCAAGGAUGAUUGUUUUUUGCCCAUACAACAUUGUGAUGUCAGGCGACUGUCAUUUGGGCAGCCCCCUCCCACCUGUCAAAUUUGGCCCACAAUGUGCGGGUGAGUGGAAAUGCUGCGAUUAGAUGAUUGUGGGUUGUACAUGGGGGAAGAAAUGCAUGCUGAAAAAUCUGGUCUGUAAAUGCAUUCAGUACGUAGAGAGGAGGUCCUUGGAGGCAGUGAAUGACCUAAGAUCCUUGCUGUUCCAGGUGUCAACAGGAGGUUGGUAGGCAAUUAUCCAUGUUUUGUCAUGCAGCCAGUUUCCUCUACAGUGACAUCAUCGGCUAGCCUUAGAAUGAACUGCCUGGGUAGAGUUGCCUAGAGGUCCUAAGCUUAGCUAAUGAGAUCUCUCUGACCACAGAAUGCUUUUAUCUUGUACUGAUCAUGGAAUACUCUCAUCUCAGAUUUUUCCAUCUCCAGUAUGGAACAAAAGUCUAAAUACACUCCUUCACAAACUGAA
Rhineura floridana is the source of this 2592-nucleotide messenger RNA. RefSeq names its product SREBF pathway regulator in golgi 1 (gene SPRING1). The record is from RefSeq and is a predicted model, not a curated record. NCBI's taxonomy places the organism in Eukaryota, Metazoa, Chordata, Lepidosauria, Squamata, Rhineuridae. Bases 542 to 1159 code for a protein of 205 amino acids. Gene Ontology annotation, biological process: positive regulation of SREBP signaling pathway. The transcript is spliced from 5 exons.